AUUCCACAGUUUUUCACGACUCCGCCAGAGGUUGUUAAGUUUGUCACCAUGGUGAUCUUCACUAUAACUGCUCAACACGCAGCCGUGCAAAAUGCAAAGUUUGACUUUGGUGGCUGGAUGCCCAACGCUCCUUUUGCACUGAGACGGCCUCCUCCAACUGAGAAGGGUCAUGCGACCAUGGAGCAGAUCCUGGAGGCCUUACCGGACAAGGGCAGCACAGCAAUGCCCAUUGCAGUCCUGAAACACUCUAGCGAGGAUUACUCGGAUGUUUACCCGCUGGGCCACUUUCCCGAGCAAUUGUUUGGAGAGGAAGCCCCUCUGAAGGUUAUGGAGGCCUUCCGGUCUGACCUGAAGGUGCUUUCGGACGCCAUUGACAAGAGGAACGCACAGCUGGAGCUGCCGUACACACCCCUGAACCCCAGAGACAUCAUUAACAGCAUCUGCAAAUGAUAUCUGUUUUGUAUGUAAUCAAAAACAAAAUAAAAAUGUUUGUGUGAAAAACUA
Engraulis encrasicolus (European anchovy) is the source of this 504-nucleotide messenger RNA. Its product is annotated as hydroperoxide isomerase ALOXE3-like. Lineage: Eukaryota; Metazoa; Chordata; Actinopteri; Clupeiformes; Engraulidae. The record is from RefSeq and is a predicted model, not a curated record. Gene Ontology annotation, molecular function: metal ion binding; oxidoreductase activity, acting on single donors with incorporation of molecular oxygen, incorporation of two atoms of oxygen. Bases 49 to 450 code for a protein of 133 amino acids. The transcript is spliced from 3 exons. Gene Ontology annotation, biological process: linoleic acid metabolic process; hepoxilin biosynthetic process; lipid oxidation.